Penicillium riverlandense is the source of this 1818-nucleotide messenger RNA. RefSeq names its product fungal specific transcription factor domain-containing protein. The coding region runs from base 1 to 1818 and encodes 605 amino acids. NCBI's taxonomy places the organism in Eukaryota, Fungi, Ascomycota, Eurotiomycetes, Eurotiales, Aspergillaceae. Gene Ontology annotation, biological process: DNA-templated transcription. Gene Ontology annotation, molecular function: DNA binding; zinc ion binding. The record is from RefSeq and is a predicted model, not a curated record. The transcript has 4 exons.
AUGUCGCAGGUGAUAGCCAUGGCCAACAGACUUCAAGAGGCGGAACAAACGAUCCUAAGAUUGAAGGAAGCACUGGAAGCAGGAUCUUCACCAGCUCUGCAGCAGGCGGAUCCGAGUACCUCCCCAGCGAUAGAAGCACGGACAGAUCGCAGAAACAAUCCUAUCGAACACCAAGGCCAGUUUUUGUCCAAAGAGCCUACCUCGGAAGAAUUGCUAUCAGACUUGAGUCUUGAUGAGCAUGGCAAAAUAUCGUAUUAUGGACCCACGUCCGCUAUUUAUGAACCUCCAGCACUGGAUGCAUCGGCUGCGCAUUCCCAGUCCGAGGAUGAGGUGUCUUCCAAGUCGAAUAUCCGGACGCUACUGACCUGGAAUGCGGAAGAAUAUCGAUCCUGGGAAGAGUUUGCCCAUGGCAACGCUUCCAUUGAGAGUGGCAUCCCACGUGCGAUUAUUUCCAAUUUACUGCAAAUCCAUUGGUCCUGGAUUGCCCCCAUGUUCAUGUGGGUAUACAGACCAGCUUUCAUGCGGGACAUGACAACCGGUGGCCAGUAUUACUCGCCUUUUCUUCUCACCGUCCUCUGCGCACAUGCUGCACGCUUUCACGAGGGCGAGGUAGGCGAAAUGCUCAUCUGUAGGGCACGCUUACUUCUGGGCCCAGAAAUUCAAAAGCCAACCUCGAUCCCCACCGUGCAGGCCUUGCUACAGCUCAGUGCUCGAGAGAUGGCGUAUGGGUCCACGUCGCAAGCAUGGCUUUACGGCGGGAUGGCUUUUCGAAUGGUCAGCGAUCUAGGUCUUCAUCACAAUAGCGGCAAAGUAUUGAAAUUGGGAUAUCUCAGCCCAGAAGAUGGGGAGAUACGGAGACGACUAUUUUGGAGUUGUUAUUUCUGGGAUAAGGCUUUAAGUCUCUAUCUAGGGAGAUCGCCCGUGUUACUUGAACUACCUUUUGAUCAUAGCCCUGAGUUCUUGGACACGUUCGCCGAAAAUGAACUGUGGUCUCCAAAUUAUGGCGACAUGCUCAACUUGAGUAGAGUCUCUGUCGGAGAGUAUCCGCCAAUGAAGGCUCAUUCUAUUUCUUGCUUCGAAAACUCCUGCAAACUCGCCGUCAUUUUAAAUGAUAUUAUCCUCCAACUCUACUCUCGACGUGGUUCUCCAGACAUGAGUGAGACGUUGCGAAUCAGAGAGAGGCUCGACGACUGGCGAGAAAAUUCACCGCAACAUCUAAAAUACGACCCAGAAAAUUUACCGGAAUUCUGUCCUCCGCCGCAUAUCAUGACCCAGAACCUCUUCUACUACGCAAUCAUCAUAUUGCUGCAUCGGCCAUUCUACUCGGCCCCUGCGCGUCAUCUGGCCUGCAGAAAGGCGGCAGACAGCCUUGAGAAGAUGCUUUUGCUCCUUGAGAAGACGUUUGGCUUCAACCGUAUCACAUACUUGAUGGCGUACUGCAUCUACACUGGUGCAUCAGUCAUGAUCAAGGAUGUCAAGGCCGGUGACCUCGAAGCAAGCAGCAAGAUGCAAACCUUCCUCCGAGCGCUGAAGCAAGGUACCAAAACAUGUCCUCUGCUUCAACGGAGUCUGGAUAUCAUCAAUAACAGCUUGCACUCUAAACCUCCACGAUUUGCACAUUUGAAUGACAAUGCACCUGCAGAAGAUCUAGUUACGGCGAAUUAUCUGCCAGCUUUCCCUUAUCUUGAUCCAGAGGUUACGAAUCACCUUACGACAGAUCAGCAUCCCAGCAGCAUGGACCUGGAUGCAUUUUCAUUCCUCGAUUCUUUUCCUGAGCAGCACAUCAACACUGCCACAGGGGAAUGGUAUCUUGGAUAA